AUGAAGCUAGGCAGCUUGCUCUUCCGCAUCCUCACGCAUAACAUCCGCUAUGCAACAACGUCUCCCUCAACGGGCGAGCAGCCAUGGAGCGUUAGGGCGCCUCACAUCGUCAACGAGCUCGACUACCACAGCCGCCUGAACCCCGAGAGCUUCGUCUGUCUCCAGGAGGCCCUGCACAACCAGGUCACCGACGUCCUCGCCGGGCUCAACUCCCGCCCACACGCCUCCUCCCAGGGAGAUGACGGCAAAUGGGCCUUCUACGGCGUGGGCAGAAACGACGGCAAGCAGGCUGGAGAGUACUCGCCCAUCUUCUACCGCCCGGCCGUCUGGAAGCUGCAGGAGAAGGAGACCGUCUGGCUGUCCGAGACGCCCUCCGUGCCCUCCAAGGGCUGGGACGCUGCCUCCAUCCGCAUCGUCACCAUCGGCGUCUUCAACCACCUGGCUACCAAUACCACCCUCCUCGCCAUGAACACCCAUCUCGACGACCAGGGCAGCAAGUCCCGCCACGAGUCGGCCAAGCUGAUCCUCAGCCUCAUUGGCAAGUACCUUGCUCGUCACCCUGAGAUCAAGGGCAACUUCCUGGCAGGCGACUUCAACAGCGACGAGGGCCAGGAGGCCUACCGCGAGUUCACCAAGCCGGGCUCCAGCAUCGUCGACACCUACAAGCGAGUCCCUGCCAGCCAGCGCUACGGAGACGAGAUCACCUUCACCGGCUUCGACGGGAAGACACAGGGCAGCCGCAUCGACUAUGUCAUGGUCGGUCCCCAGUCUUCUUCCUCUGCUAUUCCUUUCACUGUCAACGGAUACGCCGUCAUGCCCAACAGGUUCGAGAACCGCAUCUACAACUCCGACCACCGUGCUGUCGUCGCCGACGUCACUCUCUAG
Nannizzia gypsea CBS 118893 is the source of this 885-nucleotide messenger RNA. RefSeq names its product endonuclease/exonuclease/phosphatase. The transcript has a single exon. Bases 1 to 885 code for a protein of 294 amino acids. Gene Ontology annotation, molecular function: 3'-5'-RNA exonuclease activity. The record is from RefSeq and is a predicted model, not a curated record. NCBI's taxonomy places the organism in Eukaryota, Fungi, Ascomycota, Eurotiomycetes, Onygenales, Arthrodermataceae.